Messenger RNA from Trichomycterus rosablanca, 1049 nucleotides. RefSeq names its product glutathione S-transferase kappa 1-like. Gene Ontology annotation, biological process: glutathione metabolic process. The transcript is spliced from 8 exons. NCBI's taxonomy places the organism in Eukaryota, Metazoa, Chordata, Actinopteri, Siluriformes, Trichomycteridae. Gene Ontology annotation, cellular component: peroxisome; mitochondrion. Gene Ontology annotation, molecular function: glutathione transferase activity; glutathione peroxidase activity. The record is from RefSeq and is a predicted model, not a curated record. Bases 64 to 747 code for a protein of 227 amino acids.
ACUAAUACUGCUGCUGCUGUUGUUCUCUGUACGAAACUGCACACAAGCGCGCGUUACUUCAAGAUGGGCAGCUCUAAGAAAGUGAUUGAACUCUUCUACGAUGUGGUGUCUCCUUACUCCUGGCUGGGGUUUGAGGUGCUCUGUCGCUACAGAAAUGUGUGGAACAUUGAGCUUAAACUCCGCCCUGCAUUUCUGGGUGGAGUCAUGCAGGGUUCAGGGAACCGCCCUCCAGCCAUGGUGCCCAAUAAAGCUCUGUACAUGAUGAAGGAUGUAAGGCGAUUGGCCAACUAUUUUAAUGUCCCAGUGCGCUCCCCGUCCAACCCGUUUGAGGUCAUGUUUGAGAAAGGUUCUCUUAAUGCUAUGAGGUUUUUAACAGCAGUGCAGGAAAGUGAGAAGAAUGGAUUGGUGGAGAAAGUAUCUAGAGAGUUGUGGAACCGAAUAUGGAGUACUGACCAGGAUAUUUCUGAACCUGGAUCUCUCUCUGAGGCAGGACAGAAUGCAGGCUUAUCCUCCACUGAGGUGAAGGAAUUACUCACGAUGUCCAAAUCUCAACCAAUCAAAGAGAAGCUGAAGCUCACCACGCAAGAGGCUCUCAACUACAAGGCGUUCGGGUUUCCUCUCAUUGUGUGUCAUGUGAAUGGAAAACCUGAGGUCUUCUUCGGAUCGGACCGUUUUGAGCUCAUGGCUCACUGCAUCGGAGAGAAGUGGCUCGGUCCUGAACCUGACAAGUCAAUGUCCAAACUUUAAUCCCUCUAAAAAAGCCUCUUUAUAAUAAACUGUAAUGUUGAGUAGUUUAUAUAAAAAAUCUGCUGUCUGUGUGUGGUGGAUGAGGCGAUUGCUCUGUUGGAGUGUGGAGGUGGAGGAAUGAAGAACAAGUGAGAUGUUAGAUAGCAGUGGCUGAAGAUUAACUGUAAUAGUGAAGAACCAGUUUUACUGGAAGUGAGGAACCCACAGCAAAAGGGAAUGUUAUAAAAGAAGAGAAAACAAGUAAAGAAAGGAAGAUUAAGUGUAUUUACUGUAAUAAUUGUGAAUAAAUGAAUUAAUCAGCA